Closterium sp. NIES-65 is the source of this 1290-nucleotide messenger RNA. The record is from the annotation of a GenBank genome assembly. Lineage: Eukaryota; Viridiplantae; Streptophyta; Zygnematophyceae; Desmidiales; Closteriaceae.
AUGCUCUGCGCCCUAUGCUCUGCGCCCCAUGCUCUGUGCCCCAUGCUCUGUGCCCCAUGCUCUGUGCCCUAUGCUUUGCGCCCCAUGCUCUGUGCCCCAUGCUCUGUGCCCCAUACUCUGUGCCCCAUGCUCUGUGCCCCAUGCUCUGUGCCCCAUGCUCUGUGCCCCAUGCUCUGUGCCCCAUGCUCUGUGCCCCAUGCUCUGUGCCCCAUGCGCCCCAUGCUCUGUGCCCCAUGCUCUGUGCCCCAUGCUCUGUACCCCAUGCUCUGUGCCCCAUGCUAUGUGCCCCAUGCUCUGUGCCCCAUGCUCUGUGCCCCAUGCUCUGUUUGGGAGGAGGGCAGGAGAAAGAAAUUCGAGGGUGGAGUGUCGUCCACUGCGGCAUGUCUCAACCUCUCUCCCUCUCCCUCUCCUCCUUCCUUUCUCUCUGCCCGCCGCUCCGUUCCCCUGUUCCUCCUCGCAGGGGGGGUGCACACCGCCAUGCACAGCAUAGCGGAGUGCAUGGCAGCACUCUCCGCCGCGCCCUUCCUCAUCUCCGCUGUGGGGGAUGACGCUGCUGGCAGGUCGCAAUGCUGCUCUGCUCUGCUCCCCAUGCCACUCCCCUCCUCCUCUCCUGCUCCCCUCCAGCCUGCCACUGUCCACCCCCCCCCUCUCUCACGACCCUCUACGCCCAUGGCUCACCCUUUCUCCCCCUCAUCCUUGCUUCACCUCAUUUCCCUCCCUACUUCACCUCAUUUCCCUCCCUGCUUCACCUCAUUUCCCUCCCUGCUUCACCUCAUUUCCCUCCCUGCUAUCCCUGCUUGUACCCUCCUGCUUCCCUUAUUUUCCCCCCAGCUUCCCCUCAUUUCCCUCCCUCGACCCCCCCCGCUUCCCCUCAUUUUCCCCACUGCUGCCCCCUCAUUUCCCUCCCUUGCUUUCCCUUGUUUCCCCCCCUGCUUCCCCUCGUUUCCCCCCUUGCUUUCCCUCGUUUCCCUCCCUGCUUCCCCUAGUUUCCCCCUCUUCUUCACCUCGUUUCAUCUUCCUAUCUCACACUUUCCCUCUCCCCCUCUUCCUAUCUCCCCUCUUCCCUAUCCUCCCUCUUUUUACGGUACUUACGUCUUUCCCUCUCAGCCCUGCUUUCCUCUCCCCCCUCUUCCCUAUCUCCCCUAUUUGACUUUAGUCUUGUUCCCCCUCCCCAUCCCUCGUAUUCCCUCCCUCUACCUGGGUAGUGCAGUGACAACAAUGAAGAUUUUCUGGCACUGCAACUUGCCGAAGCCCAUCAUCCCAUCCCUCAUGAUUUUUUCAAGUCCUUGA